Staurois parvus is the source of this 2115-nucleotide messenger RNA. Lineage: Eukaryota; Metazoa; Chordata; Amphibia; Anura; Ranidae. The record is from the annotation of a GenBank genome assembly.
UGUGUGACCCCCUCCCCCUCCCCCCCCCGGCUAUGGCGCCUCAGAAACACGGCGGCCCCGACCAACACCGGACCACCCCCGGGGGGAGCGGCGCCCAUCAAGAGGGCCAAGAUGGAGCAGAUCCGGCACGACCACGAGCUCUUCCUGCAGGCCUUCGAGAAGCCCACCCAGAUAUAUCGCUUUCUGAGGACACGGAAUCUUAUUGCUCCAAUAUUUUUGCAUCGGACGCUCACAUACAUGUCACACCGCAACUCCCGAUCAAAUGCCAGAAGGAAAACGUUUAAGAUUGAUGAAUUGCUGCUGAAGGUGGAGAAAAUGAAAGGAGACCAUGAGAUAGACAGUCUUUCAGCUCACCUGCAGCUAACGUUCACCGGCUUCUUCCAUAAGAGUGAUAAACCCACUCAGAACUCUGAGAAUGAACAAAGCUCCGUCACACUGGAGGUCCUCCUGGUCAAAGUCUGCCACAAAAAGCGCAAGGAUGUGAGCUGCCCUAUCAGACAGGUCCCCACCGGGAAGAAACAGGUGCCUUUAAAUCCUGACCUCAGCUCUUCGAAACCCGUCAGCUUCCCCUCGCUGGCCAUGUCCAGCAACGAGUUUGAACCCAGCAACAGCCACAUGGUGAAAUCCUAUUCUCUGCUCUUCCGAGUCACCCGGCAGGGUCACCGCGACUACAACGGCUUGUCAAACGGAGAGACCAAUGAGAACAUAGAUGUCACAGAGGACCCUCCGACCAGGCGGAAACGCAACGCCUCUAACCGGGACGACGACAAGACGUUUGUGGCCCAGAUGACGGUGUUUGACAAGAACAGGCGUCUCCAGCUACUGGACGGUGAAUAUGAAGUGGCCAUGCAGGAGAUGGAGGAUUGUCCGGUCAAUAAGAAGAGGGCCACAUGGGAGACCAUCCUGGACGGCAAGCGCCUGCCUCCCUUUGAGACCUUUUCUCAGGGUCCAACCUUACAUUUUACCCUGCGAUGGACAAGUGACACGCCGGAUAAAUCCACCGCGCCCAUCGCCAAGCCUCUCGCAACACGCAACUCCGAAAGUGUCCCCCAGGAACACAGGCCGGCAGCUGUCAAACCUGCACAGACUAUAGCAGUGAAGGAGUCUGUGUCCUCCGAUCUUCCAUCAAAGAGAGAGAAGGAUGUCUCCACCGAGCCUCGCCAGAAGCUGCGCAUAUUUUACCAGUUUUUAUACAACAACAACACCCGGCAGCAGACGGAGGCCAGAGAUGACCUGCAUUGUCCAUGGUGCACGCUUAAUUGUCGCAAACUCUACAGUUUACUGAAACACCUCAAACUAUGUCACAGCCGCUUCAUCUUCAAUUAUGUGUAUCACCCCAAAGGUGCUCGGAUCGAUGUCUCCAUCAAUGAGUGCUAUGAUGGAUCGUAUGCUGGGAACCCUCAGGACAUUCAUCGCCAGCCGGGAUUUGCUUUCAGUCGGAAUGGUCCCGUGAAGAGGACCCCCAUAACUCACAUCCUUGUGUGCAGGCCGAAGCGCACCAAAGCCAGCAUGUCGGAGUUCUAUGAGUCUGAGGACGGAGAGGUGGAGCAGCAGAGGACAUACAGCAGCGGCCAUAACAGACUGUACUUCCACAGUGACACCUGCCUUCCUCUCCGACCCCAGGAGAUGGAGGUGGACAGCGAGGAUGAGAAGGACCCCGAGUGGCUGAGGGAGAAAACCAUCACUCAAAUUGAGGAAUUCUCUGACGUCAAUGAGGGGGAGAAGGAAGUGAUGAAGAUGUGGAACCUGCACGUCAUGAAGCACGGGUUCAUUGCUGACAAUCAGAUGAAUCACGCCUGCAUGCUGUUUGUGGCAAACUAUGGGCAGAAGAUCAUUGAGAAGAAUCUGUGCCGUAACUUCAUGCUGCACCUGGUCAGUAUGCACGACUUCAACCUCAUCAACAUAUCCACCAUAGACAAAGCCGUGUCCAAACUGCGAGACAUGCAGUACAAGCUGGAGAGGGGCGAGUCCCCACCCUCCGCCCCCGAGGAGUGUGCCGAAGAGCUGCACCCGCCCACCAAUGGCUUCACUGAGACCAAUGGCAGAGAGAGAGCUUUAGAAAACGACGAGAGCGCGUCAGGGGUCCCGAAACAGAGCAAGAAGCAGCGCCUGUAG